Molecule: messenger RNA, 2290 nt
Organism: Pichia membranifaciens NRRL Y-2026
Lineage: Eukaryota; Fungi; Ascomycota; Pichiomycetes; Pichiales; Pichiaceae
Exons: 1
Coding region: 244-2136 (630 amino acids)
Biological process (GO): proteolysis
Molecular function (GO): aspartic-type endopeptidase activity
Source: RefSeq, a predicted model, not a curated record
CAGGCAGUGUGGCCGCAGCGAGGGCUCGCAGGGUUCCUCGGCUCAAGCAUCGGCAAAACGGGGCCGAGUACAUAGAAUGCUCGGCUGAAGGGUCGGGCAGGCAUCGAGAAUAUAAAUGCUCCUGUCUGCCUCGGUCGGAUUGUGCAGACCAGCGAAAGAGCCAGGAGGUGCAGGAGAAGGGGUGAUUGAGCUGUUUCUCGGUCCUUAGUUCGCCAGCAUCACUCCAGACAAAAAGCACCAAGGAUGUUAUUCAGCAAAGCGAUCGUUGCAGCAUGUAUGCUCGAGUUGGCAGCGCCAUGGGCUGCAGCUACUGCAGAGGCAGACCACAAGUAUUUAUCGCUCAAGGCGUACAGAGAGUACGUGACUGACGAGAGAUUGGUGAAGCGGUCCAGCAAGUCCAGCAAGUCGGACAAGUCGUCGUCGUCGUCGUCGUCGUCGUUCCAAUCGGACUUGGACUUCCUGAGAUUGGGCUUCUACAUGUCGCUGCAGGUGGGGUCGAACAAGGACCCGGUGAAGGUGGUGGUGGACACGGGAUCCUCGGACCUGUGGUUGCCAACGCCGGACGUGUGUGCAGACAGCGACAGCGACAGCAGCAGCAGCGACGCUUCCGACAGCUCCAGCAAGAGCAAGCCUAAGGACGACAGCGACGAUGACGACAGCAGCUCCAAGAAUACCUUCAACUGCAAGAAGUACGGCUCCUUCGACCCUAGCAAGUCCAAGACGUUCCACUCCAACAACACCGAGUUUGGCCUCAGCUACGGUGACACCUCCGUCGCCAUCGGCGUCUGGGGUCAGGACACCGUCACCAUCGGCAACACCAGCAUCAGCAACGUCAACUUAGCCGUCGCCAACUUCACCAACGCCAGCAGCGGUAUCAUCGGUAUCGGUUACGAGGCCACCGAAGCCACAUACUUCACCCACUCCAAGAACAAGUACAAGUACCUCAACUUCCCUGCCCAGCUUGUCGCCGACGGCAUCAUCAACAAGGCCGCAUACAGUUUGUUCCUAACCGAGCACGGAGACGCCGAAAUCUUGUUCGGUGCCGUCGACGCCAACCAGUACUCCGGUACCCUCUACCAGUUCCCAAUGGUUCCUGUCAACGCCUCGUCCUCCGAAAUCACCAGAACCGCCAUCACCGUCAACUCCUUGGCCCUCAACAACGGUAAGCUCGAGGGCUUCGCUCUCCAGGGUUACGUCCCAGCCGUCUUGGACUCCGGUACCACCUUCGCUGCCAUGCCUGUCUUCAUUGUCGAAACGAUUGCCAACUUGCUAGGCUUAUCCUUUUCCAAAGAACUCGAGCAGUUCUACGGUGAUUGUGACAUCGCCGAAGGCGUCAACUUUGUCUGGAACUUCCAAGGUGUCGAGCUCACCUCCCCAGUCUCUUCCUACUUCACCAACAUCAUUGAAGACGACGAAUCCCAGGGCUGUCUCCUCCAAAUCAGACUCACUGAUGACAAUUUCAUCAUCUUGGGUGACGCAUUCCUCAGAGACUUCUACACCGUCAUUGACUUGGAAGACGACGUCGCCGCCUUGGCCUACAAGCAGAACAGCACCUCAAGCAGCAUCCAAGUCAUCAGCAGCUCCAUCCCAGGCGCUUCCAAGGCUCCUAACAGCAAGAGCACCUUCGGUGGCAAGAACUCGGUCUACACCUACUACGCCUCCGAAUUGACCACCACCGCCUUCAAGAGCAGCAAGAUUCCUACCUUAGAAACCGACUUCCAAACUAUCACACUCGGCGGCGAAGCUACCGCCAGCGGUGACGCCACCGAAUCCUACGAUUCCUACUCUGGCUACUACACCGACGAGUACAGCUACUCUGACGCCUACACUGGCGACUACUCCUACUCCUCAUACGAGGACACCUUCCAAACAUUCGCCACCCAAAACACAGCACACGGCUCCCACCACAGUUCCGCCGCAUACUACAUGGCCAAGGACAAGACCACUGCUAUCUUCACCAACUACGCCAAGGCUGCCAAUGCAACCAGCAACUCUGGCAGCGGUUCCAAGGCCUCCAUUGUCGCUGCCACCGCCUCCGCUUCUCCAUCUUCGAGCUCUGAAAACGGUGCUGCUGUCGCUGCCUCCUACAGCACUGGCUUCGCAUUCUUCGCACUUCUUGCCUCGCUAUUCAUCUAAGGGCAAAGCACCUUUUUUUUGGUCUUUGUCUGUUUGUGUGUUAAUAAUAACUUACCCCCAGUAUUGUUGAAUUACUGUUUUAUCUCUAAAUUUUGAAUUCUUGAAUGUUAUUCUCUCAUAGUUACACUGCAGCAGCCCCUACGCCGCCUCCACU